AGGUACUUCGGUCUAAUAUAUCUUGAAAGUUUCCAGAUCCGGUCACGAAAUCAGAAUUUACCGAAUUUCUGCCCUUCAUGUCCUCUGAAUUUAUCCGAAGAUCUUUCCGAUCGAUCUUCCGCUAAUUUUUCAGUUUCAAAGAUUAAUCACCCGAGCCUAAAUGCCCUCGAGCCCACUUAUGAUUUUUGACGUGUCAGGCGAUGGCAAUUUCUUUUGUUCCGUAUUGUACCGUCACCUAGAAGGUUAAUUACCUGCCAGCUUUUAUCCGCAGCACAAGACAUGCCUUCAAUUUCAGCCGCAAUCACGGGAAAACUGAAGGGAAAAUCGGUCCUCCCCGAGAUAUCGGCCGGCAGCCUUUGGCUUAGCUUUAAAUCGGUCUUCGGUCUGAACGGGCGACCUCACAGUCGAGUGCGAGACGUCGCGCAAGUAACAUCGUGUUCCAUGUCGCGUCCUAUUUCCUCAACGAAUUUUCGUUCGAUUUUUCAACGAUCAUCCUUCGAAAUUAUUAUUAUUGCGCGAUUUCGAUACUCUUUAAACGUUUCGAGAACGAUCGAAGAAUACAUAACGAAUAAACGAAUAGCUAAUUUGUUUACGCGGGAAUUUUCAGAUAACGGGGUCGAACUGCAAACACGUUUGUGUUCGGUAUAUUAGACCUUUCGAGCCCUAAGGACGAAUACUUACAUAAAAGCGACGGCCCGGCCGAUACGGAAAACUGGGAAAUAUUUUCGAACUGUCUUCUUUCAAAUAGCCAAGAAGCGCGUGGGUAGACCUACCGCAACAAGUCUUUCGAUAGCAUCGUUGCUGUUUUCCUUUCCCUCCUGCGAGUAUUAUCCUUUUCUGGUUCGUCAUACAUAGACAUUAAUCGUUCCGUUAUAUAGUAAAAGAAAGCCAAAUAGCAUAUUUAGUGCAAAGUGUACGGACAAAAGUUUUGGUCAGCGUUCACGGCCAACCUGUUAGUCAUGUGGGAACGGUAAAAACCGUUCAGGCAGGAACUCUGGAAGAGCAGUUUCUCGGAAACGGUCGUCAGAAUAGUAAUAACGAUGUAGUGAAACCUGCUUCUCGUCGCUGCACAAGGAUACGCGGUGUUUCAACGAUCGUUCCUUUGAUCGUUCGUGCGUUGUGAUGUCUGCCGAUUUUACUAACGGUGCGUCCUUACGUGUACACGCAAAAUGAUAUCCUGCUCGAAAAUAUGUUUUCGCGAUUUUUUCAUCGCAACGUUCUGAGAUCAUUGGAAGAAAAGAGAAGGAAAAAGAGAAGAAAUUUCUAAGGCGAUAGGGACGAGUCGUUUGUUUGCGGGAUCAUGCAGCGAUUUUGGAACGUUUCCGGAGGAUGGAGUGAUCGAAAGACAGGCAUGAGUGCAGUUCUGAUGAACGGGCUCCUAAUGCUGGGCUUCGUCGUAGCGACCAUGCGGGACACGAUGGUCCUUGGAUUUUCCGGGCCAACACUAGUCAUGGAUCAGGACAUCCCUUCGAGGAUUUGCAAGUACAGCAGGGGGUAUUCGAUGAUCCAAGUUCAUUGCAAGAAUUUAGGCCUCGAAUGGAUUCCUCCGCAUUUGAAGACGGAAAUUCAGGUGCUGGACGCGUCUGUGAACAGAGUGCGAGUGUUGACGAACGACAGUCUGGCGGCGUACACGAAUCUCGCCUAUGUUUAUCUGAGCGACAAUUUCAUCCAGGAGAUCCAGGAGGGAGCAUUCGAUAAUCUACGAUACCUGAGGGUGAUCGAUCUGUCGACAAACGGCUGCGAUUCCCUUCCCAAGAGUCUCUUCCAGUUACCGUAUCUCCAAAAGAUUUAUCUAGCCAAAAAUAGACUGAGCGACGACCUAUUCAAAAACAUGGAAGUGAAGUCUCCGUUGAUCUUCUUGCAGCUAGCGAAGAACAGGCUUAACAAGAUACCACAGCUGGGUCCGCUUCCCACGCUGUUGCACCUGAACGUUUCGGGCAACAGCAUUGCCUCUGUUUCUCCGGAGGAUCUGGCUUCCUUCUGUUCUUUACAGAUCCUUGACUUAUCUAAAAAUCCGAUCAAAUUCGACGCGAAUAGCUGCGAGUGCCAGACGUUGAACGCGUGGCUGAGCAUCCGCGGAAUUCAUUCGCGACCAGUCUACAACUGCACCGAAGAGCACGAAAGGGGAUGCACGAAACCGGAGUUCAGCAAUAGAACCACGGAACUGUACGAGCAGUGCUCGGAAAUACAGCGAUUGAAAGAGGAGACGAAAAAGGCCAGGUACAUGUGGAUAUUGAUCGCCUGUUGCAUCUCUGGCUUCCUCAUCUGUCUGUUCAUUAGCUUGUUUUGGGUGCACAAGAGAAACAAGCGGAAGAAGAAGCUGAAGGAAGAGCAGAGGCUAAACGCAAACAACGCAAAUACCGAGUUACUCAACAGUAAUUUAAACCAAUCGGAAAACACUUGAAAUCUGGUCAUAGCGUCUAGUUGUCAAACAGAGGUACCUACGAUCGAUUCGAUUCUAUGUUCGAUCGACAAAAAACGAACAAAGUGAGAAACAGGAAGACGAGAAGCAGAUGUUAGUUCGUCUGGCCCUUAAAACAAAGAAAAAGACGUAUGUCGGAGCGAUUUUUUUUUCUAGAUAUAUGCUGAUAUGUAUAAGGUGUUACGUGAGACUUCGAUCUUUCAUCAAUAUGAGAGUAUCCCGUAACAUGUGUGAUCUAAUAAAAAACGGAAGCGAUGGCGAAAAAUGUAGUAGGUAGAAAAUGCGGAAGAAAUUACUUUUGCGAGGCUUCGCGUUCAAGGAAACCGAUACGAAAACUUGCUUCCAACGUAUGUCGAUUCGCGAACGUACAGAAGGAUUAAAACGGAUGUUGUCCCUGCUCGUAUUCGCACAGGAUAACCUUGCGAUAAGUUAUACUACGGGAAUAUUAGAUUGCAGAAAUUCGAUCGAACGCAUCGUGUAUUCGCCUGCGAAUUUCUAGUAUCGGUUUCCUGGAAUCUGAAGGCCUCGUUUCUAUGAGUUUCAUUCGGAAUUUGCGAGAUCGAUUUGCGAUCGGUUCGAAACAGCGAAGACGCCCCCAUCGAAAGAUUUUGAAUAUCGGACGGAGGAAGGGUAGAAUUAUUCAGAGGCAUCUAAGUACUUACCAAUGUUCUUGCGAUCAUGGAAAUGCGUUAAGUCGUGAAAUUAAACUGUAAGAAGUUUACAAGGACAAGAAAUUCGGACGGAAGAGCAAAGUAUAAAAUCACGAUUGCGUACACAAAUAUUCCUACACAAAAUAAAUAACCGUGCGAUCUCGGAUUAUGAUUCUCGUUUAUGAUUAUGAUUAUCGUUAAUCUAUGAAUUUAAUCGAAAACCGAUAUCACGAAUUUCCGUCGUUUGUCCUGUUUCUACUACCUAACGCUAAACAACGACUCUGAUCGUCGUACGCGAUAUCAAAAUUUCGAUAUACAUACAUACGUGUUAUUAUUAUCGCAUAGUUGUUGAAGCUAAUGAAUGUUAUACAAUCAUAAAUCAGAUACGUAAGUUUCUGGAAAUGAGAUUCGUAAAGUUCAAUAGAAGAUGUGUUAUCAAUUCAGAUGCUUAAUUGACGCCUUGAUGAUACAUACUACGUAUACAAUGUAAUUCUCAUCACAUGCGUCUUUUAAACGGACUCUUCGUUUCAUCGCUUGAGAACGUAAUGUCGGUAUAAGUUAUAUUGUAUGUAUAUGUUGUGUGUGUGUGUGUGUAUAUAUAUAUAUAUAAUACACACAGCACACACACAAAAUAUAUACUUAUAUCCAAUCUUAUAUACAUACUUAUAUUGUAUGCACGAGCAAAUACAUAUGUAUGUAUGUAUAGUCAUGUUGAAUACUGCGUUUAUUGAUAUUUAAUGAAAAAAAUAUUUUCUAUUAUUUUUACGUUCGUUUUCAAAAGUAUUUAUGCCUUUUUUAACCUCAAAUAUAUUCAUUAUAAUCAAAAAUUUAAAUUUAACAUAAUUUUAUGCUUUUUACAAAAAGUGCCAAAUGUCGUCAAUGCAUUGUGUAUAAAUUUCCUAGUCUCAAGUACGGCCUACAAAGGGAAAAAGUAAAUGAUAAAAAUGCUAUGUUAUGUCCAGCUCUCUGAUACUAGUUCUUCGUAUUUGUACAAUUUCCUUAGUUAUUCUUUUUAACCACAUAAAAUAGAUGACACAUUAUCUGAACAAAAUUGUUGAACUUUUCGAGGAUUAGUAACAAUGAUGAAGAGACGAAGAACUAUGAAUUGCGAAAAAUCCGAGAUGAUAGUAUAAGACCAAAUUUUGAACUAACAAUAAGUAUGACACGAAGCUACAACCUGCCAAUCGAUAAAUGUCCUUUCUAUAUGUAUGCGUUAAGUAUUUAAACUUAAACUAUACUUGUAAUACAUUUCUAUUGAAUUUUCUUUUACUUUCAAUACGUGCGAUGAUAUAUUGUACAAAAGUGUUACCGACAGUUCGAUAAAUUCCAUGAAAUAAAACUUAACUCUAGUCGA
Molecule: messenger RNA, 4426 nt
Organism: Bombus huntii
Lineage: Eukaryota; Metazoa; Arthropoda; Insecta; Hymenoptera; Apidae
Gene: Lapsyn
Product: slit homolog 3 protein
Exons: 3
Coding region: 1301-2404 (367 amino acids)
Molecular function (GO): protein binding
Source: RefSeq, a predicted model, not a curated record